Centruroides sculpturatus (bark scorpion) is the source of this 908-nucleotide messenger RNA. RefSeq names its product CD9 antigen-like. The record is from RefSeq and is a predicted model, not a curated record. Bases 152 to 835 code for a protein of 227 amino acids. The transcript is spliced from 7 exons. Lineage: Eukaryota; Metazoa; Arthropoda; Arachnida; Scorpiones; Buthidae. Gene Ontology annotation, cellular component: membrane.
AUAAGAAUCACCUUAGCAACUAUGAUAAAAACUCAGAUUCGUUAUUGUACUUUGAACAAUUAGAUACAGUAAACGUCUAUGUAGCUCUCAACCUGAAGCCGUCCAUAUUGGAAAAUAUUUUCCGGUUUUGUUAUUUUAUAAACAGCGAAAGAUGGAUUCGGCUAUGGCUUGUAUGAAAUAUUUUCUUUUCACCUUAAAUUUCAUAAUUUGGUGUUUAGGUGGAGCUCUCGCAGGUAUCGGCAUAUUUAUCAGAUCGGAUGAUUAUUUUUGGUCAUUCCAAAGGGGAUUAGCUUUGGACCAAUAUUACCAGGCAUGCUAUAUUAUCAUUACUGUAGGAGUUAUUCUCCUUGUAGUUGGCUUCUUAGGUUGCUGUGGAGCAGCUAUGGAUAGCCCCUGCAUGCUUCUGACUUACAUUCUGAUCAUGGCUUUUAUAAUAAUUUUGGAACUAGCCACAGCAGUUUUGGUUUGGAAAAUAGCAGAUGGCGAAAAGUUGCAAGAGAUUUUAAAAGAAAAGAUUAGAGAUCAAAUAGAAAAAAGAAGCCGAGACGAUGAAGCUAAACAGUUUGUAAAAUUGUUGCAGAUGCAUCUUGAAUGUUGUGGAGCUCAAGAUAAAAAUGACUAUGGAGAUUCAGCUGUUCCGGAAUCGUGUAACAGUCAAAGAACAAACAACGUUUUCAUUUAUGGAUGUGCAGAAAAUUUGAGAAGAUACCUUGAGAAAAAGGCAGGAUUAAUGGGUGGAUUAGUGCUUGGAAUUGGUUUUAUUCAAAUCAUGGCACUAGUCUUUACAACUUGUUUAUUCUGCGCUUUGAGGGAAGAAGCUAAAGAAUAUGUUUGAUAAUUUUUUUUUCAAGAAAAGAAAUUUAUAUAUUUUAAUAAUUAAUCUUAUUCAUACUUUUAUACAUUUUUAA